Molecule: messenger RNA, 5569 nt
Organism: Anolis carolinensis (green anole)
Lineage: Eukaryota; Metazoa; Chordata; Lepidosauria; Squamata; Anolidae
Gene: spopl
Product: speckle type BTB/POZ protein like
Exons: 11
Coding region: 487-1683 (398 amino acids)
Biological process (GO): regulation of proteolysis; proteasome-mediated ubiquitin-dependent protein catabolic process
Cellular component (GO): cytoplasm; nucleus
Molecular function (GO): ubiquitin protein ligase binding
Source: RefSeq, a predicted model, not a curated record
AAACCUCCUCCUCUUCUCCCUCCCCCUGAACACGCCAUCACUGAGGGCGGCGGAGGAGCGUGACGUCGCUCCCGGAAAUGAGGAAGCGGCGGCAGCAGCGGUAACAGCAACAAGCAGCUGCCCCCAGUUUCUUUCCACUGCUGAGGGGUUUUCUUUCCCCCCUCUCUCUCCUUCCCUGCCUACGGGAGCCAGGAGGGGUUUGUCCCCGGAGAACUCGGAGGGGACCCGGUGGAAUCCUUCCUCGCCUUGUCCUCCCCGGGGGCGUCGAGGGGAAGCAAUGCGGCUCCGCUGCCGACCGCCUCAGCAGCCCCCCUCUCCUCCCGCCACCGCCUAGGGGCGCCCACAAGGCCCCUCCCCUUUAAAAGUAACAUUUCCUGCGCCGUCAGGAUGAGGCUGGCCGAGCCCCCCCGCCAGUGCCCAGUUCUGAAAGAAUACUGAUGGUGGAAUUGCUGCCUUUAUAUUGGAAAAACCUGCAAUAAAGUGGGGAUGUCAAGAGCUGCCACUCCACCGCCAUCUGGAGAGAUGUCCAGUGGGCCUAUAGCUGAAAGCUGGUGUUAUACGCAGGUAAACUACAUAUCUUGCGUUAAAGUUGUAAAAUUUUCUUAUAUGUGGACCAUUAAUAACUUCAGUUUCUGCCGAGAAGAAAUGGGUGAAGUUUUAAAGAGUUCUACUUUUUCAUCAGGGCCAAAUGACAAAAUGAAAUGGUGCCUGAGAGUAAACCCUAAAGGGUUAGAUGAUGAAAGCAAGGAUUACCUUUCAUUAUAUUUACUUUUAGUUAGUUGUCCAAAAAGUGAAGUGAGAGCAAAAUUUAAAUUUUCUCUCCUGAAUGCAAAAAGAGAGGAAACAAAAGCAAUGGAAAGCCAAAGAGCAUAUCGAUUUGUUCAAGGCAAAGACUGGGGCUUUAAAAAAUUCAUUCGAAGAGACUUUUUACUUGAUGAAGCUAAUGGUCUUUUACCAGAUGAUAAGCUUACAUUGUUUUGUGAGGUGAGUGUGGUCCAAGAUUCAGUGAAUAUAUCAGGACAGUCGAGUACAAACACAUUAAAAGUACCUGAAUGUCGCCUAUCAGAAGAUUUAGGAAAUCUCUGGGAGACAACAAGAUUUACAGAUUGCAGUUUUAAUGUAGGAGGACAAGAAUUCAAAGCUCAUAAAUCUGUUCUUGCAGCUCGUUCUCCUGUUUUCAAUGCAAUGUUUGAACAUGAAAUGGAGGAAAGCAAAAAGAAUCGUGUAGAAAUAAGUGAUGUAGACCCUGAAGUUUUUAAAGAGAUGAUGAGAUUCAUUUAUACGGGAAAAGCUUCAAACCUUGAUAAAAUGGCUGACAGUUUGUUGGCAGCAGCAGACAAAUAUGCACUGGAACGGCUGAAGAUCAUGUGUGAGGAAGCUCUGUGUAGUAACCUCUCAGUAGAAAAUGUUGCAGAGAUUCUGAUUCUCGCAGAUUUGCACAGUGCAGAACAGUUGAAAGCACAAGCAAUAGACUUUAUUAACAGGUGCAGUGUUCUUAGGCAACUUGGUUGUAAAGAUGGGAAAAUCUGCAACAGCAACCAAGCAACAGACAUAAUGGAAACAGCAGGCUGGAAGUCGAUGAUUCACUCCCAUCCCCACUUAGUAGCCGAGGCCUUCCGAGCUCUAGCGUCUGCACAGUGUACACAGUUUGGCAUUCCACGCAAACGACUAAAACAGUCAUGAAAUCUUCCAUGAACUAUAGAAAAUUAAUGACUCCUCGUCCCUGUCCAGAAGGGUUCUUUUUAACAAAACAUCUGUCCGAAUUUGCUACCCUUGUCCACUGAACAGAUCCUGAAAGCUUUUGAGAAUGGAUAAUAUAUUGUUUAAUUAUCAGCUUUAAAUUAGACUGAUAACUCUCCAGUUCACUGAAAGGCCUUAACGUCAACUACUCUAGUUCAUUUGUGAUUUCCUUGGUUUUUUCCUUCUUAAAUUGUGCCUCGUCUUUUUGACUCGGCUAUGUAGGAUUGCACUAGCUCCAUAAUGCAGUAAUGCUGAUAAAUGAAGACAGCUCUUGAAAGGGAUCUUCCUACUUUUACAUCCUUCUUUCUUCCUUUCUUCAUUUCUUCCCUAAAUCCCAUAAUGAAGAUUAUCAUUUGGUCUUGUGGUAACUGGAAGGUUUCAGCUAGCCUCUCAUUAAAGCACUUGAACUGAAGGCCCGCAAGCACUCCAGUCCAAGGACUGUGCUUUGAGUGCUGUCUUUGAAGAGUGCUGUCAGGCAUGCUGUGGCAAUAUACUACUCUAAAUAUAAUUUAUUUUCCAUUGGUUCAGGUGAAUGAGGGAUAUAUGCAAUGUCUUGACCCAGAAAUGUAUUUUUGGGAGAAUUUGCAAAUGCUUACUGUGUGAAUGGGUCCAUCGAGUGGGUUGAAAGGAGCACACAGCGACCCUUUUGGCCUGUGUUUACUUUAUGAUCCAUUGGUGUUUUGCAUUGAACUGAACCUGAGUGAAAGCUAGUAUGGGGAGAGGAUAAGUGAAAUGUGCUGGGAAUAAAUAGUGGUUUCUCAAAUGAAAUAUGUGGAAGGUCAAGGAUGCAGAAGAAUGACCAAAUGUAAAUUUCAAAAAAUGGGCCAAAUUAUCGAUUCUCAGUAUGCACUUUUAAUGUGUAACUUUUGUAUGUUGUGUGGUACAUAUAUAUUUUGGUUUUGAUAAAUAUGGUACAGUAAUUGUGGCCUAACUUUUUGAAAUACAUUAAGAUGCCCACAGCCACAUGGGAUUUAGUUUUGUUACUGCAAACAAGGAAAGCAUGACUUUAGAGGUGUUGAUUCCAAGUGAGUAUCUCAAGUGUUCAUGUUAGAAUCCAUUCUAUUUUCACACUUAGGACAGGCUUUCCUAUGUUCCUUUGGUGUGUGUACGCACAAGCUUGUUCACACUAGUGGGAGUUGCACAGACACACACUUAGCAGGAAGAAUAGAAGUCUGAAACGUCAGUAUUUGUAAGCACUGACUUGCUGUUUUUAGCAUUUGUUAUUGUACUAGCAUCGUGGAUGGUAUUGAAAUUCUGCAUAAUGUGAAAAGGAUAUAACAACUUGUAAACUGCUUGUAACGGGCCAGUUUCUUAUUCUAAAAAAAACAACCUUAGCUUUAAUGCCACCACUUCCAGUAUAUUUUCUAGCCUUGUUUACAAUUGGGAGGAUUUUGUCUGCAGCAGUGCACAUUGUAAAUGUCUCUUGACCCUAUUACAUUGAAUUUUCGUUUUUAAAAUGGUGAUGUGCUGUAUCUGUUGUGUGGGAAGAGUUGCAUUUACCUGUGAGAAAAGGGAAUUGCUCUGAAUUUUGUCGCUAAAUAUUUUAGUUGGCCCAUCUAAUCAAUAUACUUAAUACUUUUCUGUUUUCAGUAAGGAAGUACUGAUACGCUGAAAGCUCUGGAGCAUGUUUAUUCUGCACUGUUAUUUUGAAUAAACCAUUCCUAAAAUAGGGAUUGGAGAUAGAGGGGUGCUCCCAAUCCAGCACAGUGCUAGAACUUGAAACACACCCAUAUUUUGCUAAACUUGUUCUUCCAAGGGAAAUCAGUGAACUUUUUGAACUGCUAUAUUUUAGGCCCUGUUAAAAGGGCCUUUAUAGUUGCACUCCUGGUGAUUUCAGUGGGCUUGGCCAUUAUUCAGUGAACCAAAAUGGUACAGAAGCAUCCUAUCCAUGGAUGCCACAUCCGUUAACAUUUAUUCGUUAUUCUUCAUCUAAAUUCUAGUCUUGUAGUAUUCUUAUCAGAGAUGAAAUGUAAGAAUGUGUGCCACUCCAUGACAGAGAAACAUGUACUGCAGUUUAAUAAUCAUAAUGAGCAACCUUGCAUCUUGAAAUCUUACAGCUAUAAUAUGCAAAGUGACUUGAAUAUUUAAUACUGUAAUUGUCCAUUUCAGCUUGCUGUUAAAUACAGAGAACAAAUGGAACAUCUGAUGCAUUUUGUUUAAAGUUUUAAAGAAGUUUAAUGGCACGCUUUGUACCAAAAAUAUGGCCAAAACACUGCUGUAAGAAUAUCUACUCUCCAUAGCAAUCCACUUAUCAAAAUUAGCAAAUGCCUACGUUACAUGAGAUUAAUAACUCAUCACGAUGGUUGAUUUACUAUGUUAUCUGACAGAUAUUUUGAAAGGACACAAACAAAAUACAUGUUUUGUACAUUGGGUGCACUGUAAUACGCUCUCUUUUCUGCAGUGAAAGACUUGCAUUGUUCUUCCUCUUCCAGAAAAAGCUGGUAAGAACAAUUUUCUCUGAGUAAAGGCAGACUGAUUGUAUUUCCCGUUUCCGUAAAAAUAGGUGGUGAAUUUCAAAAUAAUGCAAGAGAAAAAAGUUUAUUUAUAAAUGUAUUUUCUAGCUGAAAGCUAGACAUUUUGUUAGGGCAGGCGACAGCUUGCUUAAAGGAUUUUUCAGCACAGUUAUCAAAGUGCCAUGUUUGGCUUGCCAAUUCUGCCCCAUCAGCCAUCACCAUAAAACUUUCCCCUGAAGGAAGCGCCCUGCAUGUGUUGUGUAAUAAUGUGUGGUUUUUAACAAAGAUUUUAUUUUAUGGCAAAUAGGACUCCGUUUGCUGUUAAAAGUGGCAGAGGUUCCACUUAAAUGACUUAUGUGAUAAGUGUUUUUCAAUGAAGGAAACUUCAGUAACUCACCCUGAUGUUGACAGUCCAUUUACUGCACGCUGAAGUAUGAAAGCAUAGUGCCUUUUUGAAAUGGGAGAUAAAAAAUGGCUAAUUCUGGAAAUGCCUUGGAAAGCUAGACAGAUAUGACUGAUACGUAAGCAAGUUGUGAAUUUAGAUUAAGUAUAUGUUCCUCAACCUUGAUGUCUUUAAAAGCUGCAAGUCUGAAAUAUUUAUUAAUUUCUUUCCAAAAUGAUUAGAGGCAUUUCUGUGGACUCAAGAUGAGACAGAUUAAAGGAUUGGGGUUAUUAAGGAAUAGGUAUUGCUUUGGUAGGAAUUUCCCCAUUUCCGUUAUUUAAAUAUGGAAUUGCAUUGAGCACUUAAUGAGUUCAGAAAUAGUAAUACAAUGCAUGUUCUGCACAAUGCUCCCUUCUAUGGAAGAGGGUUGUCCUUUCAAGCUCAAGACAAUGUAGCUGUGCUUAUGAAAUUCCCAUAGAAAAUAUUAGGGUUAACAGCUGAAAAAUUUUGACUUUAGGUUAUAGGGCUACUUAAAACAAUUGACUCACCCCACCCAGUUUCAGUUUGAUUGGAUUUUCUUAAGACUUCCUGUCAACUGCUAGUUGUUUUGUUUUACAACACAACUGCAUUGAUUUACUUGCUUUCUGCUUGCAGCAAAUGGACUUUUCCUGAAAUGGAUUCUCAUUAUUUUUGUCAGUGUUUGCUGUGGUUUGCGUUGAUCAUACUCUUAGGUUAAAAUCUGGAUUUUUAUAUGUCAGAAUAAAGGUUUUAUUUCUUUUAGUCCUGUUUUAGAAUCAAAACAUUGGAACCUGGUCUUAGUUGAAAGUUCCUUUCAUUAUCUAUCAUGAUAGAACACUUGCAUCAAAGACCAUCCACAUCCAGCCUUUUAUAUCCGCCUGAGGUUAACAGUGAAAUACUUUUUGUACCUUGUUGCUGAAAAUAUUUUUGCAUUUCAGGACAUCAAGUUACAAUAAAGUUGUUACUUAUACAAAAA